Molecule: messenger RNA, 1992 nt
Organism: Epinephelus moara (kelp grouper)
Lineage: Eukaryota; Metazoa; Chordata; Actinopteri; Perciformes; Serranidae
Gene: oser1
Product: oxidative stress responsive serine-rich 1
Exons: 4
Coding region: 418-1551 (377 amino acids)
Biological process (GO): cellular response to hydrogen peroxide
Source: RefSeq, a predicted model, not a curated record
GCGCUGCGCGUUGUUGCAGAGUCACUGCGACUGGUUCGACUGUAAACAAGGGUGAGGAGAAAGAAGAGUCGCCAUUUAAGCUAGGCCUUCAGCGGCUCUGAUCUCUGUCGUUUUUAAUAACUCUCAGUCUUUCGUGAGUGAUUUCGUGAUAAGAGUCUAAACAUACAUGCGAAGUGUUUUAAAUAAACACGCAGGUUGUUGUGUUUUCGCGGAGACAAGUCGCACAGAGCUAGCUCUUCAAGCUAGCGACAGUCAGUACGUUAGCUUGUGUUAGCCGUAGCUAGCCUCGCUGGCUAAUCAACGUCCGAGGGCCUGUUGCGAGGGAAACACCUUUUAUGCCCUGGGUAUAUCUCUCUCUCUACUGUGACCAGGAUAUCCUGAACCCUGGGUGGCUGGUCAGAGCAGCCUCCUCCCACCAUGGAGGCAGGAGGGAAGGACUGUGAGGAGGAAACACUGCAGACGGCGUUUAAGAAGCUGAGGGUUGAUGCUGAGAGUUUACCCGGAGCUGUGAGUGUCUCGGAGGCGUUGGCUCCCAGAGUGCCAUCCCGUGCUUGUCUUGACACCAGCGGAGUGAAGCCCAAACUCAGCUGCCCGAAGGACAACUGGCAUGGCUGCAUGAGGAAAACUUCUAGAGGAGCAUCCAGAACCCAGCGGCGUCGGAGGUCCAAGUCCCCCAUCCUCCACCCCCCGAAGUUCACCUACUGCAGCACCACUGCAGCGUCAGCACUGUCGACCUCUAAUGGCUGCCUGAAGCACCAGCGCCUGGCAGUGCCUGAGCCUGUGGAGCCUCGUCCCGCAGUCGAUGGGAGAACAACCUCCUCUGUCGCUGUCCCGGCCCAGAAAGAGCUCUCUUCCUCAGCCGCUCCCAGCCACAACUCCCCUCUGGUGUUUGGAUCUUGUGCUGGGUAUGAGACGCACGUUGGAGCUGUGGUUUCCCCGCCAUCCUUACAGGAGAUCCCCUCCAUUGUUACUACUGUUGUGACAUCAUCCGGGCAGGACGGAGGAAGCUCUGCAGAGUCAUGCAAGGAGAGUGACCCAGAGAAAAGUGCCUGUGAGGGAGCAGAGUCUGGAGCAGGAGCAGCUCGAGUAUCCAUACCUGCAGAAGCUGCUGACUUCAGAGCGUUAUCAGAGCUCCACGGCAGCACCUCCGCAGAAGGCCCCCACGUUCCCUGCUCCUGUGCCUGGAAGAGUAGUUCGGAUUCCCAGGAGGAGAGCAGGCAGGGGGCUGAAUCUGAGUGCCAGUGUCAGGGCUGGCAGGGCGUGGAGGUGUACUCCUUCACAGGGCUCCGCAACGUCAUGUCAGAGUGCGAGAGGAGCCUGCCGAGCCGCGGGGACGCCCCCAGAACUCUCAGCACCAACAGUAAUGCUGCCACAGCUUCGUCACCUUCAUCAUCGUCGCCAGCGUUGUCGUCGGGCUCCCCUCGCUCCUGUUCGGAGCAGGCGCGGGCCUACGUCGACGACAUCACAAUAGAGGACCUUUCUGGCUACAUGGAGUAUUAUCUCUACAUCCCCAAGAAGAUGUCACACAUGGCUGAGAUGAUGUACACUUAAAAUGAUUAAAAAAAAGAAGCUAUUAUUAUUAUUAUAAUAUCAUAAGGAAAUCAUAAAGUAAAGAGGUUUUUUUCUGUUGUUGAGGGAAAAGGUGGCCUUGAAGGAAUGUCAGUAGUGGGUAGAAGAAUGGAUCAGGCAUGACAGUUGUAAUUUAAAUAAACAACGUUAAUUGAUUUUAACCCAGGAUGAAAUGUCUCCAUUGUCCCCUGCCCUCUGUUUGAGCCCCGCCCCUUUUUAUUAAAACUGACAGAAACAAACAAACACCUGUUUCUCAUUAGUUCUGUUUGUGCUACAUUUGAUUCUAAUUUCAGUUUACAGAUGAAGUUGCCAAAGCUCUUGGUGCAGGGUCUUGCAGACUUGUGAUGCCAAGUGUUUGUGGUGUUGUGACACGUCUGGAUUUCAUUUCACUCAAUAAAGAAACAAACAGUUUUUGUCUGAAAA